UUGGAGAUUGAUGUUCCUUAUGCAGGCUAAUUGUUCUUGGGUGCAUGAUGAGACUAAAUUAUAUUUCAAAUCAUUUUAUAGCUUGUGCAACAUCCGUGAAGCAAAUGAACAAUGGAGCUUUUGGAGCACAUCUCUCUAUCGGAGGAAUUGCUCACUUGUGAGAUAUUUGUAUUAACUUUUUUUCUGUUACUGGAAAUGAGUGGUCGAUUCUCUCGCACAAUCUAUGUUGGCAACCUACCCUCUGAUAUUAGAGAAUGGGAGGUUGAAGAUCUAUUCUACAAGUAUGGUCGUAUUUUGGAUAUCGAAUUGAAGAUCCCAGUGCGCCCUCCAUGUUAUUGUUUUGUUGAGUUUGACAAUUCAAGGGAUGCUGAAGAUGCAAUCAGGGGUCGAGAUGGUUAUAACUUUGAUGGUUGUCGUUUGAGGGUUGAGCUUGCACAUGGUAGUAGAGGACAAUCCUCAAGUGAUCGUCGGGGUGGAUAUAGUGGGGGUGGAUCUAAAUUUGGCACCUCAUGCCAUUCUGAAUAUCGAGUUAUUGUGCGAGGACUCCCUUCUUCAGCUUCCUGGCAAGAUCUGAAGGAUCACAUGCGGAAAGCUGGUGAUGUGUGUUUUGCUGAAAUUUCACGUGACAGUGAUGGGACUUUUGGUAUUGUUGAUUAUACCAAUUAUGAUGACAUGAAAUAUGCUAUCCGUAAACUCGAUGACACCGAGUUUAGAAAUCCUUGGGCAAGAGCUUAUAUUCAGGUGAAGAGGUAUGAGAACAGUCCAUCCAGGAGCCGAAGCAGAAGCCGCAUCUUUAGAAGAGAUCGCAGUAAAUCAAGGGAACGAUCUGCAUCCAAAUCUCCAGUUAAAUCCAAACCUGCCUCUCCUGUUAAGUCAUCCAGGCCGAACCAGUUAAUGACUGAUGUGCAUACAUUAAGUCUGAAAAUCCUGCAUUGCUGGGAUGAAUGGAGUUUGAGGGGAAAUCGUGUCCCAUCAUAUAUAAGAAUAGUAUUACCGGAUACCGAUCUAAGAAGACGAUGUAGGUAUUAAUGGAGUUUGUGUGGUAUGUUGCAUGAAUUUAUGUAAAAUUGGUGGAUGAUGAAACCCGGUUCUAUCUUUUUUAUAGUACCUUUUCUUUUCUUUUUGGUUUCAAAUAUCA
Messenger RNA from Hibiscus syriacus, 1138 nucleotides. RefSeq names its product serine/arginine-rich splicing factor SR34A-like. Lineage: Eukaryota; Viridiplantae; Streptophyta; Magnoliopsida; Malvales; Malvaceae. The transcript has 12 exons. Bases 112 to 1029 code for a protein of 305 amino acids. Gene Ontology annotation, cellular component: cytoplasm; nucleus; ribonucleoprotein complex. Gene Ontology annotation, molecular function: mRNA binding. The record is from RefSeq and is a predicted model, not a curated record.